GCCGAGCCGAAGGGGAGCCGAAGCGGAGCCGAGCGCCUUCGGGCGGCCCAAGUUGGUUGGAGUUUCCCGGAGUUUUUCCCGGCGAGAUUCCCGGGCCCAUCCAGGGAUCGCCGCUUCCUGCUCCUGUUCUCCGGGCCCGUCGCUCCAUCAUGGAACCGCCCCCGGCCCCCAAGAGCAAACUGAAAAAGCUCAGCGAAGACAGCUUAACUAAGCAGCCUGAAGAAGUCUUUGAUGUCUUAGAGAAGCUUGGUGAAGGGUCUUAUGGCAGUGUGUUCAAAGCAAUACAUAAGGAAUCUGGUCAAGUUGUGGCAAUUAAGCAAGUCCCGGUUGAAUCAGAUCUUCAGGAAAUCAUCAAAGAAAUUUCCAUAAUGCAGCAGUGUGACAGUCCUUAUGUAGUUAAGUAUUAUGGCAGCUAUUUUAAGAACACAGACCUCUGGAUCGUCAUGGAGUACUGUGGAGCUGGCUCCGUCUCAGACAUAAUUAGAUUAAGGAACAAGACGCUCACAGAAGAUGAAAUUGCAACCAUUCUUAAAUCUACUUUGAAAGGACUUGAAUAUUUGCACUUCAUGAGAAAAAUACACAGAGACAUCAAGGCUGGAAACAUCCUCCUCAAUACAGAAGGACAUGCAAAACUAGCAGAUUUUGGAGUGGCUGGCCAAUUAACAGAUACAAUGGCAAAACGCAAUACUGUGAUAGGAACACCAUUUUGGAUGGCUCCUGAAGUAAUCCAAGAAAUAGGUUAUAACUGCGUGGCAGACAUCUGGUCCCUUGGUAUCACGUCGAUAGAAAUGGCUGAAGGAAAACCUCCAUAUGCUGAUAUACAUCCCAUGAGGGCUAUUUUUAUGAUUCCCACAAAUCCACCGCCAACAUUCCGGAAGCCAGAACUUUGGUCUGAUGAGUUCACUGAUUUUGUCAAGAAGUGCUUAGUAAAGAAUCCUGAGCAGAGAGCUACUGCAACACAACUUUUACAGCAUCCUUUUAUCAAGAAUGCCAAGCCAGUAUCAAUUUUAAGAGACCUGAUCACGGAAGCAAUGGAAAUCAAGGCUAAGAGACACGAAGAACAACAGCGAGAACUAGAAGAGGAAGAUGAAAAUUCGGAUGAAGAUGAAUUGGAUUCCCAUACCAUGGUGAAGACAAAUUCAGAAAGUGCAGGCACGAUGAGGGCAACGAGCACAUUGAGUGAGGGGGCACAAACCAUGAUUGAACAUAAUAGCACCAUGUUGGAAUCAGACUUGGGGACCAUGGUGAUAAACAGCGAGGAUGAGGAAGAAGAAGAUGGAACUAUGAAAAGAAAUGCAACUUCACCCCAAGUGCAACGGCCAUCUUUCAUGGACUACUUUGAUAAACAGGAUUUCAAGAACAAAAGCCAUGAAAACUGCAACCAGAAUAUGCAUGAGCCAUUCCCCAUAUCCAAGAAUGUUUUUCCUGAUAACUGGAAAGUUCCUCAAGAUGGAGAUUUUGACUUUUUAAAAAAUCUAAGUUUAGAAGAGCUGCAGAUGAGAUUAAAAGCAUUGGACCCUAUGAUGGAAAGAGAAAUUGAAGAGCUUCGGCAAAGAUACACCGCAAAGAGACAACCGAUUCUGGACGCAAUGGAUGCGAAGAAACGAAGGCAACAAAACUUUUAAGUUCAUUCCUGUCACACAGUAUGUUAAGUUAGGAUACCAAUAUACCAUUACGUAUUGAAGGAAUUUUAUUACUUUGUUUUUAAUUCCUAAAAUCUGUUCUCCACAUUUUGUGCUUCAUAUUUGGGUAAAAGUGAAACCCAGUGGGAAGCACCCAUUCUACAGGUACAGUGGAAUGCUUUUAAAUUCUCCAGUGCAGAUACUGGACUCUUAGCUUUGAAUUAAAAGAGCAAUAUAUCUUUAAAAUAUUCCUUUUUGAGCUCACCAGCUCCCUAGAAGCAAUAAUUUGUAUGUGUUGUACAGUGAAAGUUGUAUUUAUGGCUCCUUAGAGAUCCAAAGCCUUUCUUAAUUGUGCAACAUUACAGGGCUUUAUUUUACAAUCUGCUUUCCUCCAAUGUAAUGGUCUAUUUAUUAUAUCCCCUGAAGUGAAAUUUAUUUAUUUAUACCAAUGUUUGUUGUUUUAAGGGGAAUAUUGGGAUUGUUUUGGUGGAGAUUAACAGCCGAUGCUAUUAAAUUAACCUGAAAAUUGGAAAAGCUGACGCGGUCACUUCUGAAACCUUUUCUUAAAUCUGUACCAUACAAGACAAGCAAUAAUUCAAGCUGCACUAGUGUGAUUCUUCCUGGCCAACUGCCAGAUACUUUUUAUACUCGUGAUAACUCUGCUUUUACCAUUUGAAAUUUUUGGCCAGAUGGCUUUUUCUUUUUCCCCACUUGGGUGUUCUGCUUUUUUUGUUUUCGAAUGUUUGGUACACCUUGAGCUAUAGAUAUUAAGGUCAAGUAGAUUUUAAUUUGAAAACCAAAGAAAAUAUUGGAAAGACUGCACAGAUAAGUCUGUGGUGAAUCCUAAAGAAAAAAGAAACUUGUAGAACUCUUAAAAUGCUGAUCUUGUUUCAUUUUCUGUCCCAUUUUUGUGUCCAGGAGCUGAAAUGCUUCACAUUUCAGCACAGCUCAUCAAGUUCAUCCUUUAAGAGAAUAUGACGUUAGGGUCAUCUAAGGGCAUUUUCUUUGUCGUUCAGGGUUGUUUUUGGAAAUUGGUAAGCAGUAUGGGCCUGAUAAAACAGAAGCAAAAUGACGGUUUAUUCUGAACUGUGCGUAGACCCUCUAGGGACUGCAAACUAUUAACAUAAUCAAGUAGGGAACUCAGUUCCAAAUAGAGUGAGCUUUUGUGUGACUGAACUGGGACCAGUUGUUUUCCUGAGUUGCAUUUGACCAUCUUGUCAGUGUUUGUUACUUCCAUGUUCCAAUGUGUACUUCAUAAAGACAAAUAAAUUUUAUUGUACUAGCUAGAAACUUGAUCUUUAUAAUUUCCUAAAAUUCUUGUCCUGGAGCUAUGCUUUUAAAUUAGUGAAGGUGAGUCUCCUUGAAGUUUCAGAUACGUGACCUACUAUAAAGUGGAAUUCUCCAAACACCUUGGGGCUUAACUGCAUUUAUCCCCAACAGGGAAGGGUCAUGCAUUCAAGUCAAUAUAGUCAGAGGAUGAAAAUCGUGAAAGACAUGCGUUUAUCCCCAACAGGGAAGGGUCAUGCAUUCAAGUCAAUAUAGCCAGAGAUGAAAAUCGUGAAAGGCACUGAUUGUUUGUUUGAAAAUGACCACGGUUGUACAAUUAUCCACAAUAUCUGAAAUGUGAUAGAAGCCCAAAGAGAAAAGGAGAUAUCCCAGCAUGCGUUCUCUGCAUAUUGAUACUUAACAGAUAUGCACCUUUACUUCCUAUUCCAUUUAGCCUCGUCCCGUAAGUACUAUCAUUAAUUAUGACCUCUCCAUUAACAGGUGAUUCAUUAUCAAAUGUAGAAACUCAGAUCAUAUGAUUGAUGUGUAAUUGCUUUAUUUCGCAUCUACAGGGGACUAUAUCCCUUGAAAAGUUAGAAUUUAAGAUUAAUGCCGGAGGCGCAACUAACGAGCUUUCCCCCACCUCAAAUGGAGGAACGUAUUCCGACUUUUCCAUAAAUCUAAAUGCCAUGGGAGAAUCUCAGAAAUUUAUUUGAUCACAGAAAACACAUUUUUUUUUGAUGUUUUGACUCAGGCAAUCUCAUGAAUACAGACUCACAAGUAUGUAGAAAACUACUUAUUUUAGCAAAGUUCAAAAUCUGAGAAAUACUUUUGUGUUCUCCUUUCUCUUAUUUAUUUGCAGAAUCAAAUCACCAGAAUUUGUCAUAGUUUGUAAAAGAAAUCUUAUAUAUUAAAUAAAACAUUUUUUAAUUCACAGUUGUAGGAAAUUUAAUAGGGGUCCUGACAUUUAUAGUUAGAUUUGUUUCAUUUCUGGUGUGUUAAAGUAUACUGAUUAAAAAAAACCUGAAAACACUAAGCAAUUGCAAUAAAACAAUUCUUUUUCACUUA
Molecule: messenger RNA, 3956 nt
Organism: Ornithorhynchus anatinus (platypus)
Lineage: Eukaryota; Metazoa; Chordata; Mammalia; Monotremata; Ornithorhynchidae
Gene: STK3
Product: serine/threonine kinase 3
Exons: 11
Coding region: 150-1625 (491 amino acids)
Biological process (GO): protein tetramerization; intracellular signal transduction; regulation of MAPK cascade
Cellular component (GO): cytoplasm
Molecular function (GO): protein serine/threonine kinase activity; ATP binding
Source: RefSeq, a predicted model, not a curated record